This is a messenger RNA of Rhopilema esculentum, 758 nucleotides long. Its product is annotated as transmembrane protein 17B. Gene Ontology annotation, biological process: non-motile cilium assembly. Gene Ontology annotation, cellular component: ciliary transition zone. Lineage: Eukaryota; Metazoa; Cnidaria; Scyphozoa; Rhizostomeae; Rhizostomatidae. The record is from RefSeq and is a predicted model, not a curated record.
UGAAUACAGCCUCCCUUAGCUUUUUUAAGACAACAAAGAUGGCAGAUGCUUGGAGGGGUGCCCUCUCUUCUGUCACAGAAACUGUUUUCCCUGGAACAAAAGGGUACAGUAACAAAGACAGGAGUCGCUUGAUGCCAGUAGACAGCUACCUUGCAUCAAACCUACCUCUACAAGUACUGUUGUAUUUUAAUGCAUACUAUUCAGCCUUUUGGAUGGUCAUAUGUUUGGUUACGUUUGUUGCUAAGUAUGACAAGCUAGACUCUGUUUACAAGUUUGUCCUUGUUGUUAUAUACAUCAUCAUGGGGUUCUUAGAGGCUGGUCGGUUAUAUCUGGGCUACAUUGGUAAUUUGCAAGAGAAGGUACCAGAGUUGGCUGGGUUUUGGUUGGUCACAUUUAUUCUGCAGCUACCCCUUUCCUGCUUAUUGUUGUUAAAUAACACUGCACUUGUCAUGCCCAUGGAAAGAGCUGCAACAAUAAUCCUGUUCUGCUUCAUCAUUUUUGAGUUGAUUCAAGGGUAUAGAGCAGUUAAGGCUUUAACAGAACAUCAAGUUAAAAAGUUUCAUCUUAAGCAGUUUGAUGAUUUAAUUGAAAUGGAAGACAUUUCUCGGCAAAAUGUUGCUGAUAUUGGUUACUAAUGUUUCAGAACAGAAAACAAAUGCUGGAAGAAAUUCUCAUGUCGACAGUUCAUUUGGUUGUAAAUAUUCUGUAAAUAUUUGUUUUUAAGUUUACAAUCAUUCCAGAUUUUGAUGUUUGCACAU